AUGGCGAAACGAUCAUCCCACGCGCUCUUCAUUGUAGUGAUCGCUCUGUUCUGGGCGCGUGUCUGCAAGGCGAAGGAGAGCGUGUACGAGGUGCUCCCCAAGUUCGGGCUCCCCAGUGGUCUGUUACCGGACACCGUCACCGACUACACGCUCCAAGAGAAUGGCCAAUUCACCGUCGUAUUGGCGAAGCCAUGCUACAUACAGUUCGAGUACCUGGUGUACUACGAUAAAAAGAUCACCGGCAAGCUCAGCUAUGGCUCCAUCACGAAUCUGAAGGGCAUCCAGGUGCAGCGCCUUCUCCUCUGGUUCAACGUCGACGAGAUCAGGGUCGAUUUGCCCCCCUCCAACAGCAUCUACUUCCAGGUCGGCAUCAUCAACAAGAAACUCAACGUUGACCAGUUCCAGACCGUUCAUUCCUGCCGCAAAUCACUCUCCUCCUCUUCCCCUUGCGGUCAUCGUCGAAUUAAGCUUCCUGCUCCGGUAGAUGAAAUUCCCAUGCUUCUCACGGAGUAG
This is a messenger RNA of Sphenostylis stenocarpa, 513 nucleotides long. The record is from the annotation of a GenBank genome assembly. NCBI's taxonomy places the organism in Eukaryota, Viridiplantae, Streptophyta, Magnoliopsida, Fabales, Fabaceae.